Cryptomeria japonica (Japanese cedar) is the source of this 1772-nucleotide messenger RNA. Its product is annotated as 4-hydroxy-tetrahydrodipicolinate synthase, chloroplastic. The coding region runs from base 421 to 1518 and encodes 365 amino acids. The record is from RefSeq and is a predicted model, not a curated record. Gene Ontology annotation, molecular function: 4-hydroxy-tetrahydrodipicolinate synthase activity. The transcript is spliced from 4 exons. NCBI's taxonomy places the organism in Eukaryota, Viridiplantae, Streptophyta, Pinopsida, Cupressales, Cupressaceae.
UCAAUAAUAUCUAUCUUGCAGCACACUGGAUACAUGUUUGACCAAAACUAUGAAUCCAACAUGGUAACCAGCGGCUAAUUGUUUUUUCAAAGCUUAAAAAUAACAAUUAAAUUAAGAAGCCCUAAUAAAAAUAAGAGGAUAUGAUUUUCUUCUGGCUUUGGGAAACCCUAACCAAAAGCCUUGCCCAUGAUUUGCGUGGCUUUGGCGCCACCGUUCAAACAUGGCGAUACAAACAGCCCCAUUGAAUACGUUCAACUAGGGUUUCCACAUUCUUCGCUACAACGCUGGUAAGAUGUGAAGAUAAUUUAGGAGAAUAUAUGCAACCAUAUAACAUCAGUUAUAACUAGAGUGCACGGCUAGUUUUGGAGUGGGCAAAGUCUGCCAGUAAUUUUAUUGGAAAGAAGCUAAUAAUAUCCAGCCAUGGCAUCUCUUUGUAGAAAGCUAUGCAAGCCAUUUAUUUCUAAUGUAGAAGUCGGCCAGGACAGAAGGUUUUUGAGUGGACACAGGGAGAGGAAGAGGUGGCAACAACCAAGAGCAGCUGUUAUGCAAGACAUGCAUCUUCCUAUGCGGAGCGUUGAAUUGAAAAAUAGCACUCCAGUGGAUGAAAUAAAGAGGCUAAGUUUGAUUACAGCAAUCAAGACUCCAUAUUUACCAGAUGGACGAUUUGAUCUUCAAGCUUAUGAUUCUCUGAUACAUAAGCAAAUUCAAAAUGGGGUGGAGGGUGUCAUUGUUGGGGGAACAACUGGUGAAGGACAACUAAUGAGCUGGGAUGAACAUAUUAUGCUUAUUGGACAUACCGUCAAUUGUUUUGGUGAUGCAAUUAAAGUGAUAGGAAAUACAGGAAGCAAUUCAACAGGAGAGGCAAUCCAUGCAACAGAGCAAGGAUUCGCAGUAGGAAUGCAUGCUGCUCUCCAUAUAAAUCCUUACUAUGGAAAAACAUCACUUGAAGGGCUAGUUCUACAUUUCAAAAGUGUGCUUUGUAUGGGUCCAACUAUCAUAUAUAAUGUCCCUGGCAGGACAGGACAGGAUAUUCCUCCAGUUGUAAUACAUGGGCUUGCUGAUAGUCCAAAUUUUGCAGGUGUUAAAGAAUGUGUUGGAAAUGACCGUGUGAAAGACUAUACAGAAACUGGCAUGGCUGUUUGGAGUGGCAAUGAUGAUCAGUGCCAUGAUGCAAGGUGGGACUAUGGAGCCAAAGGUGUCAUCUCUGUUACAAGUAACUUGAUUCCAGGUUUAAUGCAUGAUCUAAUGUUCAAUGGAAGAGAUGAAACUUUGAACAAAAAGCUACUACCUUUGAUUGAUUGGCUCUUCUGUGAGCCUAAUCCUAUUGGUCUUAAUACAGCUCUGGCACAACUCGGUGUGAUAAGACCUAUAUUUAGGUUGCCAUAUGCACCUCUCCCAUUGGACAAGAGGAUUGAGUUCUGUAAUAUUGUUAAAGAUAUUGGCCGUGAAUAUUUUGUUGGAGAUAAAGAUGUCGAAGUUCUAGACAAUGAUGAUUUCGUUGUCUUAGGUCGGUAUUAGAGAUUUCUAGGUUCUUUUUCAAACAUCAUUUCAAAUAAUAUAGAUAUGUAUGUUAUUCAGAAUUGUCAUGUAAAUUUUAAAAUCAUUUGUGAUUCAUGUAGAGGCAUGACUGGACCAUUAUAACUGUGAAGUUGUUUUUAUUUCUGCUGAAAAUUCAUGUUAGGAUAGGUAACUAGAUAUGGUCUGUCCAAACAAGUCGUGGAUGAUAUACUGUCUGAGGAGGAAGUUAUCAUGAAUUAUUACUUUUAAUUUUA